Rhea pennata is the source of this 3816-nucleotide messenger RNA. RefSeq names its product BCAS3 microtubule associated cell migration factor (gene BCAS3). The coding region runs from base 93 to 2933 and encodes 946 amino acids. The record is from RefSeq and is a predicted model, not a curated record. Gene Ontology annotation, molecular function: protein binding. Gene Ontology annotation, cellular component: cytoplasm. Lineage: Eukaryota; Metazoa; Chordata; Aves; Rheiformes; Rheidae. The transcript has 26 exons. Gene Ontology annotation, biological process: response to starvation; autophagy.
GUGCGCUCGGUGUCAUUCCCCGAGAGGGUCCCAAACACUGUCAGUGAGGAGCCGGGCGGAGAGGAGCGGCGGCAGGUAUCUGCAAAGAAACAAUGGCGACAGAAUCUCCACGCCGACCGAGUAGAUGUACUGGAGGAAUGGUAGUUCGCCCACAAGCUGUCACGGAGCAGUCAUAUAUGGAAAGCGUUGUGACGUUUCUUCAAGAUGUUGUGCCACAGGCCUACAGUGGUACCCUACCAGCAGAAGAAAAGGAAAAAAUCAUUUGGGUCAGAUUUGAAAAUGCAGAUUUAAACGAUACAACAAGGAAUAUGGAGUUUCAUGAAAUACAUAGCACUGGGAAUGAGCCACCGUUACUGCUCAUGAUCGGAUACAGUGAUGGAAUGCAAGUCUGGAGCAUACCUAUCAGUGGUGAAGCUCAGGAGCUCUUUUCUGUACGCCAUGGUCCAGUUAGAGCUGCACGAAUCUUACCAGCUCCACAAAUCAGUGCUCAGAAAUGUGAUAACUUUUCUGAGAAGAGGCCUCUUCUUGGUGUGUGCAAAAGCAUUGGAUCUUCUGGCACAAGUCCACCUUACUGUUGUGUAGAUCUAUACUCUUUGCGAACAGGAGAAAUGGUCAAAUCCAUACAGUUCAAAACUCCUAUUUAUGAUCUGCAUUGCAAUAAAAGGAUACUCGUUGUAGUCUUGCAAGAGAAAAUUGCUGCCUUUGACAGCUGUACCUUCACCAAAAAAUUCUUCGUUACAAGCUGCUAUCCUUGUCCAGGGCCAAACAUGAAUCCUAUUGCUCUUGGAAGCCGUUGGCUUGCUUAUGCAGAAAAUAAGCUGAUCCGAUGCCAUCAGUCCCGUGGUGGAGCCUGUGGAGACAACAUUCAGUCUUACACUGCCACAGUCAUAAGUGCUGCCAAAACGAUAAAGACUGGACUUACAAUGGUUGGGAAAGUAGUUACGCAGCUGACAGGGACGCUGCCUUCAGGAGCAACUGAAGAAGAAAUUUUAGCUCAUACCAACAUUCGUCGAAGUCCUCUGGUGCCAGGAAUCAUCACUAUUAUUGAUACAGAGACAGUUGGAGAAGGGCAGGUACUUGUUAGCGAGGAUUCUGAUAGUGAUGGUAUUGUGGCCCACUUCCCUGCACAUGAAAAACCUAUUUGCUGCAUGGCUUUUAACCCUAGUGGGAUGUUGCUGGUCACUACUGACACAUUAGGCCAUGAUUUCCAUGUUUUUCAAAUACUGACACAUCCUUGGUCAUCAUCACAAAGUGCCGUCCAUCAUUUGUAUACACUUCACAGGGGAGAGACUGAAGCCAAAGUACAAGAUAUCUCCUUCAGCCAUGACUGUCGUUGGGUUGUGGUCAGCACGCUUCGUGGCACUUCCCAUGUUUUUCCCAUCAAUCCCUAUGGUGGACAGCCUUGUGUCCGAACACACAUGUCACCCCGAGUGGUAAAUCGCAUGAGCCGAUUCCAAAAGAGUGCAGGUUUGGAAGAGAUUGAGCAAGAACUGACUUCUAAACAAGGAGGUCGCUGUAGCCCUGUUCCAGGCCUGUCAAGCAGCCCAUCUGGCUCACCGCUCCAUGGUAAAUUGAACAGCCAAGACACUUACAAUAACUUCACAAACAAUAAUCCUGGGAACCCUCGACUCUUGCCUCUUCCAAGUCUGACUGUGGUGUUGCCUCUUGCUCAAAUCAAACAGCCAAUGACAUUAGGGACCAUCACCAAACGCACAGGACCUUACCUGUUUGGAGCAGGAUGUUUUUCUAUAAAAGCUCCAUGCAAAACCAAACCAGCUCCACAAAUUUCACCCAGUAAAUCUGUGGGAGGAGAGUUUUGUGUUGCUGCAGUCUUUGGAUCAUCAAGAUCCUGGUUUGCAAACAACCCUGGUCUGAAAAGAGAAAAAGAUCAAUCAAAACAGUUUGUAGUGGAAUCGUUGUAUAUUAUCAGUUGUUAUGGUAGCCUGGUGGAACACGUGUUGGAACCACGUCCACUCAGCACUGCUCCGAAGAUUAGUGAUGACACACCCUUGGAAAUGGUGACAUGCCCAAGAGCCAGCUGGACUUUGGUUAGAACUCCUCAGUGGAAUGAGCUACAACCACCAUUUAAUGCAAACCACCCAUUGCUCCUGGCUGCAGAUGCAGUACAGUACUACCAGUAUCUUCUUGCUGGCUUGGUCCCACCAGGGAGUCCUGGACCUAUCACUCGACAUGAAUCAUAUGACAGUUUAGCAUCUGACCACAGCGGUCAAGAGGAUGAAGAGUGGCUUUCCCAGGUUGAAAUAGUGACUCACACUGGGCCUCAUAGACGCCUAUGGAUGGGCCCACAGUUCCAGUUCAAAACAAUUCAUCCAUCUGGCCAAACAACCGUCAUUUCAUCAAGUUCUUCAGUGCUGCAGUCACAUGGUCCAAGUGACACACCGCAGCCUCUUCUGGACUUCGAUACAGAUGAUCUUGAUCUAAACAGUCUCAGGAUUCAGCCGGUUCGCUCUGAACCUGUUAGCAUGCCAGGAUCAUCACGUCCCAUUUCUGAUCGCAGAGGAGUUUCAACAGUGAUUGAUGCUACCUCAGGUGCCUUUGACCGGAGCGUGACCUUGCUGGAGGUGUGUGGGAGCUGGCCCGAGAACUUCGGUCUCCGCCACAUGUCUUCCAUGGAGCACACUGAAGAGGGCCUUCGAGAACGCCUGGCUGAUGCGAUGUGUGAAUCUCCCAGCAGGGACAUAGUGGGAUCAGGAACAGACACAGCCGGUGACGUAGCAGUAAAAAACACCACCACAAAGAGGCACAUGGCUUUGAAAUGUUUUGAGCUUCAGCGAGAGGGAAGCAUAGAGACGCUAAGUAACAGCUCGGGUUCCACCAGCGGAAGUAUUCCACGCAAUUUUGACGGUUACAGAUCACCCCUCCCGACUAACGAAAACCAGCCUCUCAGCCUUUUCCCCACAGGAUUCCCUUAAAUUAGUCAGAUAUACAAGGAGAGAUCAAGACAGGGUAACAAACUGUCUCUCCACCUAAACAGUCUCAGUAUGUGUCUCACCCACCAGGUAGCUGCUGUGCUGGAUGGUUCUUGUUACCCUGAUAAAUAUUGAUGACUCUUCCACGUAAACCUUCCUGAAACAUAGUCACAAAAUCUUGACUUUAUUUUCCUGUGCAAUAUGAAGAGACUCCAUCUUCGAUCCUGAUAGCUCUGUGGCUUCUUUUUUUGCUGUGUUCAGGAAGAGAUGUUAGAGGAGAACUAUUUCUAAGCCAUUUUUGGUUAAGCACAUGGUUUCACAACCAUUAUCUGCUUUUCAUGUUAAAAGAUAAAGGGAAUCUCCGUACCUUAGUGGUGCGAGUGCCAGCCCGGAACUCUAGCCGUUUGUAAAAGUGCCGAGCAUUAAAGAAUGAACUGGAGAGAGCAGAAACUCAAGGACUUUCUGUGGACAGGGUUGAUAAGGUUAUUCCUUCAUGGCUGCGUCUCCCUGCUGCCCUCCUUCCCCGCUGAUAUUCAUCAAUGCCAGGAGUAUUACAAAUGGAAACGUUUCUUUUUGUUCUUCUGAAGAAUUAUCUCUAUUGCUCCAGUUUUAUUCUAGUUCUGUAUUUUAGAAAUAUACUUAAUCGACUAACUGCAGUCACCAAUUUCUCAUAUUUGGUUAUAAAAGUUGUUCACUGGAACGCUGAUAUCUGUCCAGAAAUGCAUGUGUCAUUGAAUAAAUCUAAGUUAAACAAGAAACUGCUUAAAUGUCAAUGUUCAUGGAGUGUUACUAGGCUUAAUGUGUGCUUCAUAUAUCUUCCUGUACCAAAGACUAUGUGCAUAUUUACUAACUUGAAGGCUUUAAUUAAAGCCAUCAGUGGAUGUUA